Molecule: messenger RNA, 4255 nt
Organism: Sebastes umbrosus (honeycomb rockfish)
Lineage: Eukaryota; Metazoa; Chordata; Actinopteri; Perciformes; Sebastidae
Product: SPRY domain-containing SOCS box protein 4-like
Exons: 3
Coding region: 790-1650 (286 amino acids)
Biological process (GO): proteasome-mediated ubiquitin-dependent protein catabolic process
Cellular component (GO): SCF ubiquitin ligase complex
Molecular function (GO): protein binding
Source: RefSeq, a predicted model, not a curated record
UGUUUCUCUCAGCUGCCUGCUGGUCUGGUUGCUGUUGGUAACUUUGCUUGAUGAGAUCAGAGGGGAUCGGCUUUCAGCCCUUCAUGUCUCCCUCCUCUCUGCUCUCUCUCUCUCUCUUUCUCUUUCUCUCUCGGAAAGACUGAAGUGGAACUGAAACUGGAGUGGGGCUGAAAGUCUGUUCGGCGCUGUAGUUGUCAGCGGAGAACGUCGUGACGGCGCUGCCUUGGAAACCCUCUUCAGAGUUGGAGCUCGAGUGUGUUGGGGGGGAGGUGAGGUGGCGAGGAAGAAGAAGUGAUAGCCUCGGGACAGAUAAGCUCCAGGGAAGGGAAAGAGGGAGGGAACAAGGGAAGGGUGCAGGAGGCAGAGGUGGGCAGCUCUCUCUUUCUCUCUUUCUCUCUCUCUCAGUCAGACUUGCCGGCUGCUGGUUUCCUCUCCUCCUGUCUUCUCUCUUUGCCAGUGGCUGGCCGGAGGAGUUCUUUCUUUUCAUUUUUGGCUGGAUUUGGACAUGGACUGAACAGCUACAAGCAGCGAGACAUGAGAAGAGUCACUGGAGAUUCACUGAGUGGCAGCAGCUCUGUCUUUCUGAAGACAUUUGUGGCAUGAAACCAGAUCGCAUACGUCUUUCAUUCAUCACCUCCUCCUCCUUCAUCUCCCUCUACCACUCUCCAGUCAGGAACUUCCGCUCCACCGCAUUGAUGAGGUAACGUCAAGCUCUACGCAGCGCAGCACCCACCUGCACAAACACCACCCUUCCCUUCCCCUCCUGCCAUCAGCCUUUCCAUCGCAGCCAUGGGGCAGAAGAUCUCUGGCGGCAUCAAAUCGGUAGAUGGUCGCGGGGAAAGCGGCGGCUCCCCGUCGUACCGGCCUUCGGCGCACCGCCGGCAGCACCCAGAACUGAGGGGCCCGGAUUUCUCCAAACCACCCAGACUGGAUCUCCUACUGGACAUGCCGUGUGCUGGACUGGAGACGCAGCUCCGUCAUGCGUGGAACCCCGAUGACCGCUCGCUCAAUAUCUUCAUAAAAGACGAUGACAAACUGACAUUUCACCGCCACCCGGUCGCUCAGAGCACGGACUGCAUCCGGGGAAGCGUCGGAUACACGAGGGGUCUCCACGUGUGGAAGAUCCACUGGCCCUCCCGGCAGCGUGGCACCCACGCUGUGGUCGGGGUGGCGACCUCAGAAGCUGCUUUACAUUCUGUUGGCUACACGGCGCUGGUGGGGUCGGACUGUGAAUCCUGGGGCUGGGAUCUGGGACGCAACAGGCUCUACCACGACAGCAAGAACAGGGCCCACAGCGUGCUGCCCUCUUACCCUUGUUUCCUGGAGCCGGAGGAGUCGUUCACCCUGCCGGACUCUCUGCUAGUGAUUCUGGACAUGGACGAAGGGACGCUGAGCUUCAUGGUGGAUGGACAGUAUCUAGGAGUCGCGUUUAGAGGACUGAAAGGCAAGAAGCUGUAUCCUGUCGUCAGCGCUGUGUGGGGUCAUUGUGAGAUAGCAAUGAAGUACAUCAACGGCUUGGAUCCCGAGCCUCUUCCUCUCAUGGACCUGUGCCGGCGUGCAGCCCGCCUGGCGUUGGGUCGGGAGCGGCUUCAGGAGAUUGAAAGCCUCCCUCUGCCCCAGUCCCUGAAAAAUUACCUCCAAUACCAGUGACUGACACCAGCAGAGCCAACUGGGAGUACAAGGACACAAACCAGACCACCAGAAAGUCAAAGAAAUGAAUGAAAGGAUGCAAAGAGGGGAUGACGGAUGGAAGCAUGUCCACACUGAGAGCACCAUAGCUCUACAAAAGAUGGAUUUAUAAAAGGAUGGAGUGAAAGAUGGUGGAUGAACUGACAACAGGAGGUCCAGGCUUUCAAACAAAGACAGCACCAGCUUCUUUUGGAUUCCGAGCUGCUUUUCUCAUUUGUUUUUGACUUGAAAUAAAUUAUUGAUGAUGGUAUCCCAUCAGCGUCUCACUCAUCCAGAAAGAAAACCCAUCCGGUGUGGUUAAGAGGUGACCGUGUUCAGAUGACCACCGCCACCUAGUGAUGAGAAUGAAAACUGCGCUGAGAAAGCACACUAAUCCUAUCCCUGGAGGCCUUUCUGACAUGCAGUCAGUGACCAUAUCAUUGCUGUUGGGUACCAUAGUCUGUAUUCAUGGUCUCCACUGUUUCAGGUGACAGGCUGCAGAGCCCUGAUGUCCAAGAGGAUUUUAGCACUAAUGUUUUUAUCUAAUUGACUCGGGGCCCGACCAAAAGCUCACAUCGCAUAUUGAGUAGAUCAAAAACAUGGCUGCAAGGUGUAUGCAAAGUUUAGAAAAAAUAGAUAAGCAUGCGUAACUUUUCAUUUGGUGGGAGCUAAGCCCUUUUCAGACAUGGAGAAUGAUGAUAUGAAGGAAGAAAAGUGAAUCAGUGAUGGAUUUUAAAAAUGUAUUUUGCUGUUUAAGUCUUAAGUAAUGACCAAUGUCAGCGUGAGAAAAGCUCGCCAGUUCCCAACUUCCCAUUCAUCAAUUAGUUUAUUUUAUAACAUUUAUUUUAUUCUGCUGCAUAUUUUAUACUAUAAUGGCCAAGUACAGAAUGACAAGACGUUAAAUUGGGUCUCUCGUUUGCUUAUACAGGAUAUUUAUCAUUUCAUCCAUGCAGUUAAGUGCAAGCAGAAAAAUUAAGGAGGGUCUGAUGACUAUUGAUAAUGUUUGACGUAUUUUUCUUUCUGCACCAAGCUGCAUGGGGAGAUAAAAAUCAUUUUUAUAAUCGGACAGGACAAAAAUCUCAACAACUUAAAAUUGCCUCAUUUACAGUGUUCAUUAAAAAAUAUAUAAUUAUGUGGUAAACUGUUACAGUGCUCCUAAAAUUCCUGAAAACUUGGCCUCAAAUCUUAAUUAUUUCUCUUUAACAUUGAAAAUGCAUAAACCAUCAUAGUUGAAAAAAAAAAAACACACUCAAAAACUCAUUUAAUCUGCUUCAUCAGAUGUGAUUGACAAUAUCCCAAUCAACCCACAAAUUGCCAUCAUAUUUAAACUAAAUUAUUGUUGAAUCCUGAUUUUACUAAAUGUGCUCCGCCCACUUUGAACCAGUUAAAAGAGCAGAAAAGAAGUAAUACACAAAUCUCUAGUGUGAAAUAACUUCUAACAGAAAAUAGUGUACUUUAAUAAGGGAACAAGAUGUGCAUUUAAUCAUUUUAUGUGUAUAAUUUGUGCUGCUGGAGUGGCCUUUAUGAUAAUGUGGUAAUAUCCAAUUAAAACUUGCGCGGCGUUGGAAGUGUUAUGAAAAUAUUACUCGGUCUAACUUAUUAGGAUUGCCAUCAUGAAUUCAACGUAACAAGUCUGAAAGGGGCUUUAGCACAGAAAUUUCCAGGACAAAACUGCUUGCUGUUUAAAGUGUUUUAAGUGGCGCUGAGAACCAUUCCUCACAGGACACUAAAUCAUGUAUUAUGAUGUCAAUCGCGACCAAAGUAUUUCAUACUAAGCCAUGGAGAGUGUGUGAAUGUGUCUGUAGGAGCUGUAGGUCGUGGCCCGUCGCAUUGUUAAUAGUGCUAUCAUGCUGUUGGCAGUAAGAAGAGCCUCACCUGCUGUUGUAGCACCCUGCUGUAGCUCACUGGUACCAGACAGUAUCUGUCUGCAGUCCGCACAACUGUCUUAAUGACCACAAACAAACAGGACCAUAGCAGAUCUAGUCUCACUGGAUCUAUAAUAAAGGCUGGAGCAGGAUGUAGGAUUAUUGCUGCUACUGCAGCGGCAGGGCAGAGUCUGGCUCAGAAUAGGAUGCAGAUGACCAAUACACACACACACACACACACAUAAACACACACACACAUACACACACACUGUAGACCAAUCAUGUUUUCUUUCCUAAAAAAGGCUUGAGUCACUUUUUUUUUUAACCUCUUUGAGUUUGUAUUCUACAUUAUUAUUAUUAAUAUUAUUGUGAGUGUGGAUUCUGAUGAUGGCAGGAUGAUGGUUAUUAUUUAUCACAAGCUAGUUCUAUGUUUGUCUGAGGAUUGAUGGUUACAUUCAGGUAAAUUUAAUACAAAUAUACUGGCGAUGAAGGGAGAGAGAAAUCAAAAGUUGUUUCUUCAAUGCUGCUUUUAUUAUUAUUAUUAUUAUUAUUAUUACUAUUAUUAUUUGUGAUGGUGGUGGUCUCACCUCCUGUUUUCAUCAAUUAGGAUGGGGGAGAAAAGGACCAUUCAGAAAAGUAGUAGAAUGUAUGGACAGAUGGUUCAGUUGAGAUGUCAACAGAUAUGAAAUGUGAAUAAAAGCCAAGUGAAUUUGAAAAAUGUC